UAGAAAUUAAUCGAAUCAAGUCGAGAUACGCAAUAAAUACAUGACAAAACAAUGGUACAUGACAAGAUUAAGUAGAUUGAAUCUCGUGCAAUAUGGUUGUUUGUAAAUAUUAUCGGCAAGGAAAUUGUCGAUUUGGACAGUAUUGUCAAUUCGAACAUAUAAAUACUUUUGGAGCUAAUAACAAAGUUGACUCGUACAAUGAAGAUGAAUAUAUCGUGGUGUUGGUCGCGAAAGAGAUGCUCAAUGCAGAAAGAGGGGGACAAUGGUUACUUUCGUGUUUCGCACCACUUAAGGACAAACCGUGCAUUCCUGGCAUGGAAGACUUGUCCCCAGAAGAAGUCCGAUGGGAGAUGUAUCAAGCUCAAAAUAAUGGAAUGGUAGAGCAGGCAAAAUUGCAUUUCCAACAACUGUGUAGAGACAUGAAAGCAAAGAGGGAUGCAUUUAAGAAUCCUACUCGUGAGACAUUAACCAAGCUUAAAGAGCUUCUAGGAACAGGACACAAGAAUACCAGGAAUGACAAUGCGUCUGGAAAACCUUCCAGCUUUGCUUUUGCAACCCCUCAACUCGGACUUCCAAGCAGCACUUCAUCCUCCAAUGUAUUUGGAAAUAAAACAUUUGGAAAUCAAAGUAAUCCGUUCAGCGGUAGUUUCACCUCUACCAGUAACACGUCGAUUUUUGGGAGAUCAAGUAUAACUUCCAAUCCUGUAUUUGGUAGUACCCCAACUUUUGGCAGUAAUUUAGGAGUGUUCAGUGGCGGUACCAGCACUAACACUGUAUUUGGUGGGAUUACAAACACUUCUACAUUUAAUACAGGACAAAACACGCAGACUUUCGGAUCGUCCGGCUCGAUUUUCAGUGGUGGAACGUCCCAACCCGUUUUCGGGCAGCCUAGUAUAUUUGGAACCAACAAUCAAGUGAACAAUGUUUUCGCCAGGCACCAAACGUCCCAAACGCCGAUUUCAGUAUUCAAUAGUGGGGCAACAUCAUCUUCCUCUUUGUUCAGUGGCACUUCCUCUCAAUCUAACGCUUCUAUGUUUGCCGGAGCUAAAACUUCAACUGCUAAUCCGUUUAGCGGGUCCUCAAAUUUACAGACAACCAACUCCAUCUUUGGAUCGACUCCAUCUACCGGGGCCUUCAGUUCACCUGGGAUAUUCUCGCAGCCUGAAACACCCGCGUUCGGAGGAGCACCGGUGUUUGGCGGUCCAUCGACCUUUGGGAACAAUUCUAGUUCAAUAUUUGGCGAGAAACCGACAUUUGGAAGUUCUAGCAGUAUCUUCGGCGGAUCCAAUGCCGCGACACCUGCUUUUAGCUCCGCACAAUCUACAAACGCUUUCGGCGUUACCACCUCUACACCUUCCGGAAAUAUAUUCGGAAACGCUCAAGGUAACACACCCCCUAUGUCAACCUCCAGUGCUUCGCCAUUCGGCGUAACAUCUUCGACGACUACAAGUCCUUUUGCUACCGCGGUCUCGCAAUUCGAAGCCACCAGUACAGCAGCCUUCUCCACGUUCGGAAUGAACACGGGGACUGCUACCACAGCCAGUACCUCUAGCACACCGUUUGGUACUACAAAUACCGGAGUUACUUUUGGAACAUCUAGUACCAGCAGUUCCCCUUUCACAUCGACGGUAUUUAGCGAUGUGAAAAACUCACCGUUUGGUCCUAGCGUUACAUCCACAACUAUGACCACGAAUUCGUUUACACCGCAAGAACAACAACAACAACAACAACAAAUAACGUCGCCAUUUGGCACUUUUGCGCAAAAUCAAACUUUUAAUACUGCUGCUGAGAACGGACCGUUUGGAAAACCGACAUUCGGAGUAACAAUGACAACAACCAUUAUCAGCGACGAUGUUUACUCAUUGGAGAAUCAAUUAACGGAUGAUGAAAAAAGCAUGUAUCUGGCGGAAAAAUUUACUUUUGGAAAGAUUCCGUUAAAGCCGCCUACCAAAGAAAUUAGUUAAUACAACGAGAAACUUAUUUAACAGGAAAUAUAUGCUGUGAUAUUGGUUAUUGUUCAUAUAUAAUUAAAACAAAACCUGCGAAAUUGUAAUAAUAAAUAAUGUAUAUUUACCAACAAUGUAUCAAUUUUUUGUAUAAAAUUCGACGAAAUAUUCUAUGCAACUAAUUGCGAAAUAAACUGACGUUUUUGAAUUGUAACAAAAUCUACAAUAAUGCAUAAAAUUUGCGUUGUUACA
Messenger RNA from Frieseomelitta varia, 2198 nucleotides. RefSeq names its product nuclear pore complex protein DDB_G0274915-like. The transcript is spliced from 5 exons. Lineage: Eukaryota; Metazoa; Arthropoda; Insecta; Hymenoptera; Apidae. Gene Ontology annotation, molecular function: metal ion binding. The record is from RefSeq and is a predicted model, not a curated record. Bases 93 to 1964 code for a protein of 623 amino acids.